AUGGAAGUUUUAAAUAUAAUUGAAGAGAUAGUAGAUGAUGAUUUGCUUUUUAUUUAAAAAUACGGAUUACUAAUAUCGAACUUCAUUACAAUUUUUAUUCUUCUAUAUAUUAAAUCGAGGAGAUAGUAAAAUGACAAAGAAGUAAUGAUAAUUGUUAUUAGAUAAGGAAAGAAAUCCGUUUUAUUAGUCACUGUUCAUCUUGAUGAUGAAGCCAUGUUUUUUUUACCUACAAUUACUUAUUUAAAUGAUAACAAUUUACGAAGCUCAUUUAAUAUCAAACGGAAAUGCUAAUAAAAUAGGAAAAAUAUGA
This is a messenger RNA of Paramecium octaurelia, 310 nucleotides long. Lineage: Eukaryota; Ciliophora; Oligohymenophorea; Peniculida; Parameciidae. The record is from the annotation of a GenBank genome assembly.